AUGUCGUACUGGAGCCAAGGAAAGCUGCUUGUAUCGGUUGUCCACGUCCUUCUGUUUCUGAUUAGCCUGCUGGGCGUAGAGAUAUUCCUGCGGGUGCGCCGCAAAUGGUCGCUACUUGGACAGGCCCGGAUCAGAUGUCCCAACGAUCAGGAUGACCUCAUCAUCGAAGACAUAUCAUCGCAAAUUGAAGAGCAUGACCUGCUCUCUCGGAGGAAGAUCGGCGCAUUCGCAUUCGGCCUCAGCUUCCUCGCCUGCUUCGGCUUCGUGCUGAUCAUCUGCACUAAAGUGUUGCUCUCAGACAGCUCGGACCGCCGCUUCUUCGACGUGCUCUGGGCGGCGGACGUCAUAAUAUGCAAGAUCAUCAUAUUCUACGUCGCGCCAGCAGGACUAUGCCACAAGUAUAUCAACAUCACGUCGGAGCUGCGCCCCGUGCACCGGCUGUCGCGAGUCGUGGUGUUCCUACUGGUAUGGAAUUGUAUUUCGUGGGUGUUAACCCGGGCCAUGCUGAGCGAGCUGUUGUUCCUGAAGACCCAGACUGACACGUCCAGUGUCAUAUUCGACGCGCUGAGCAUGAGCAGCUUCGGCCUCGCAUUUAUCGCCAUUCUCACUGGGUUUACGAGUGUAUACGUGCCGUAUCGCGUAUACGUCACGCGCAAGGAUGUUCUGAGCACCACUCAGGUUGACAACCGCAUUGCCGAUGCCACGAUGGCGAUACAGCAUCUCAGGGACGAAAUACUGAAGCAAAAUGAUCCAUUGACGAGCCUUGUAGCGGAAUGCAGCGAGCAGGAAAGUGCGGAUGAGGAGUUUGAGGCAGAGCCGACAGGAUUCUUCCGCACGAGCCACUACAUGGACCGCAUGGAGCGGAGCAGUUCGGCGGGGGACAGCAUAGAGCACGAAAUGGAGGAAGUAACAGAUGACCAGUCCUGCGCCACGUACAUGCCUGAGGAAACUGCAACAGUCGGGGCAGUCGCAAGCGUUUACAGGAACGUUUUCCGACAGGUGAACGGGUACGUGACGAACGUGGUACGAAGCCCAUGGACGUGGAACCGGGAUCCCAAUUUGGUGGUACGGGGGACAACCAAGCAAAAAUCUGUUAGCGGUAUGAUGCGGUUACAGGCGUACAUUCGGCAGGAGCGUGCGUACCUGCUGGAUAUACGGCAACAACGCCAGCUGUGGAAAACGAAGUUCGGCCAGUUUCGCAUAAUGAUGCGUUACUGCGAGGUGCUGUGGGCAAUUCGCACCAUUCUCGUCGUGUUGUACCGCAUCAUCAAGGUCAACCAGGUGCCGUACAUAGAGAGGGCCGACCGCGAGGGGAGGACCAAGGUGCUGGCGGAGGUGUACUACCUGUACAUCCAGGAUAACUUCGUCAGGCGGUUCAUCAGCGACGUGCUUAUGCGCAGCGAGCCGCCGUCGUACCUGGAUCUCACCGUCUCGCGGAUCAGCGCCCUGCUGCUCAUGAUCAUCACGCUGGCCAACCUCGACCACUUCUUCGACUUCUGCCGCAUACUGCUCAACACGCAGUACUUCCAGAAGCGGAAGCUGCUCACGGACAACUCGCUCGCCCUCGCGCUCAGCGCGUUCCUCGUCUGCAGCGUUCCCUCGCAGUUCUGCCUCAUGAUACCCUUCCUGCCAGACGGUCAGCGGAAGAGCGCGCUGCAGUUCAUGUUCGAGGGGGACAUACUGGUCUGGCUGGGGCUGCAGCACCGCUUCGACCUGUUCGUGUUCGUCACGAUCAUAUUCAUGCUCAUAGGCGUCGCCGUCAUGCAUCAUCGGAGACCAAAGUAUUACGCAUUACGCGAUCGAAUUGUCUGUAAUGUCUGA
Molecule: messenger RNA, 1821 nt
Organism: Babesia ovata
Lineage: Eukaryota; Apicomplexa; Aconoidasida; Piroplasmida; Babesiidae
Exons: 1
Coding region: 1-1821 (606 amino acids)
Source: RefSeq, a predicted model, not a curated record